AUGAUAUUGAAACACAGAAGUUCUCUGCUGAGAGUGGUAUUCCUAAGAAUUGCUAUUGUUACAUGCUUUAGAGAACUUAAGGAAACAUCAGUUAUUGAAUCUGUUACUCAUGCAUCAAUCCCUAUUAUCUAUACUUGUGCUAACUUUCCAGAGAAUCACCGAGUAAGUGGAAAAUAUGAAAAAAUCCUCUAUCAAGGUACAAAGCAUCAGCCUGUGAAUAUCCAAGAGAAGUCUUAUAAAUGUAAUGAGUUUGGAAAAAUGAUUCAUGAAUCCUCCCAAUGUAUACCUUAUGACACACAUGAUACUGCAGAAAACUGCAGUAAGUGCAGAUAUGGUAAACACAAGGAUGCUUCUGUUGAGUCAUCAUCCAUAAACAGACAUAAAAGUGGGGAUUCUAGAGAAGAACCUUGCAAGUUUAAAAACUGUUUAAAUAUGUUUCCCAUCAUCAAUCAGAAUCAAAGAAUCCAUUCUUGCCUCAGUGUACACCAGAGAAAUCAUUCUGGAGAGAAACCACACAAAUGUAAGGCUUGUGAACCCAUCAAGAGAAUUCAUACAGGGGAAAAACCUUACAAAUGUAGUAAAUGUGAAAAAUGCUUCAUUCAGAAAGCCCAACUUACAAUACAUCAGAGAAUUCACACAGGAGAAAAACCCUACAAAUGCAGUCAAUGUGAGAAAUCCUUUACAUGCUGCUCAGGCCUUAGGAAACAUCAGAGAGUUCAUACAGGAGAAAAACCUUACAAAUGUAGUGAAUGUAAGAAAUCUUUUACCAGUGGCUCAGAUCUUAGAAGACAUCAGAAAAUUCAUACUGGAGAGAAACCUUACAAAUGCAGUGAAUGUGACAAAUGUUUUAUUCAGAAAGUCCAACUUAGAAUACAUCAUAGAAUUCAUACAGGAGAUGAACCUUACAAAUGCGGUAAAUGUGUCAAAGUCUUUACCCACCUCUCAGGUCUAAGAAAACAUCAGAACAUUCAUAGUACUGAAGGAAAGUUUCCAUUAGUAAUGAAUGUAGCACGUGCUUUAUCCAAGUUUUGCCCUUAA
Molecule: messenger RNA, 1038 nt
Organism: Arvicanthis niloticus (Nile rat)
Lineage: Eukaryota; Metazoa; Chordata; Mammalia; Rodentia; Muridae
Source: RefSeq, a predicted model, not a curated record